Molecule: messenger RNA, 1422 nt
Organism: Pichia kudriavzevii
Lineage: Eukaryota; Fungi; Ascomycota; Pichiomycetes; Pichiales; Pichiaceae
Exons: 1
Coding region: 1-1422 (473 amino acids)
Biological process (GO): phosphoenolpyruvate transmembrane import into Golgi lumen
Cellular component (GO): endoplasmic reticulum; Golgi apparatus
Molecular function (GO): phosphoenolpyruvate transmembrane transporter activity; antiporter activity
Source: RefSeq, a predicted model, not a curated record
AUGCUCCAAAGGCAGCAUUUGCCCUUUAGAGACCAUGGCAUCUCCCAGGAUCCAUCGUCCCUCUUCUCUCCUAAAGUGGUGUUUUAUCUGGUACUAUGGUACUCAACUUCUUCCCUAACCAGCCAACUCACAAAGAAGAUCUUGACAGACUUUGACUUCCCCGUCCUUGUAGGUGAAGUCCAAUUCUCGGCAAACUUUAUAUUGGGGCUCUUGACCUUGACAGCUUGCAGACACUCUUCACUUUUGAGAAACUUCUUCCCCAAACACACAUUGCCUAAAUCGGGGAAAUUCCUUUUAUCGAAAUCCUAUUUUAAGAUCUUCUUACCAAUGGGAUCCUUCCAAUUUGUCGGUAAACUCUUCUCCCUAGCGGCAACGUCAAUCUCUACCGUGGCUACAGUCUCCUCAAUAAGGGCCCUCUCACCUCUCUUUAUUGUCCUCGGUUAUAGACUCCAUUGGAAAACGGCUUUUCCCUCUAAAGUUUACAUUUCACUAAUCCCAUUAUUACUUGGUGUCAUCAUAAUCGUUGUCUCACAAAGCACCCCAAACUUGCCGUCGUCUACGACUGUAACCGUCUACAAGGACCACAUCAACCAGAUAGACAAAAUAAACCAACUCAACACAAACCAUCAUGUAAUGGUGUCAGACGAUUCCUCCUUGUCAAAUCCUGAAACCGAUUUUGAAAAUUACAGGAUCUUAUCAAUAAUCUCAUCCAUUCUCUCUAAUAAUUCCCUGCAAUUUCAAGGUGUAUUCUAUGCCCUUUUAUCAACCGCCGUCUUUGCUGCAGGGUCCAUCUACGCAAAGUCCGUUAUCUCCGUGAAACCAGCUCCUCAUCAUCACCUACCUGAACCCCCUCAAACUCUUGGUCUUAAUCACUCAUACUCUCCAAAGGAUAAGACUCGCCCACCUAGCUUACUACUAUCGGCUACUGAAUCUUGCUCAAAUUUGUCCUUUCUCGACAUUGAGAAGAACCAACCCACCCCAACAGAGAAACACAAUUAUAGUAACCAACACACCCCAAAAGUGGACAAACUGACUACCCUCAUGUAUUGCUCCCUCUACGGAUUGGCUUAUUCAGUACCAACUUUCCUCACUUACGAAUUCCCAACACUCUUGUCCUCUAAAUUCUACCCCUCUCCGGAAAACUUGGAAUCCAUCCCCAUCCCCUACUAUUCUCUGAUACCUUGGAAACUCUUGCUCAUUAAUAGCAUCUCAUACUUCACCCAAUCCCUAUUGGCCUUCCAUCUCUUGGGGAUGUUGCCUACAGUCACUUACAGCAUUGCCAACAUGAUGAAGAGAAUCAUCGUCAUUGCUGUCAGCAUCGCAUUCAAGGGGAAAUCCCCAACAUUCCUGGAAUGGCUCGGCCUUUUGCACGUCUCACUGGGGUUGUACAUCUACGAAAAAAUGGGACGUUCAAAGAGGUAG